AGUUGUAUUGAGACGGGAGCUGUAACUUCCGGUCCGGUCUUCUUUGGCGUCGUACGGUUCUUGUGCGGGCGAGGAGCGAAGGUUCCGGAGCAGGGUUUUGUUCGAGACGUUCACCUUCCUGUUUGCACUUGACCGAAAUGAUCAAAGCGUAAGAGGGCAGACUGCAGCCAGUCACGUUAGCUCAAAUAUCUGGGACCUUUGUUUUUGUUUUUGUUUUUGUUUUUGCUCCAGAGAAGACAUUCCAGGACUUGUGGCUUGGCUUCGGGGAACGGGCUGAGACAGCGGCCGGAAGUGAGGCUGCGGGGGAAUGGCAGCCGCAGCGACCAUGGCGGCUGCUGCCCGGGAGCUGGUGUUGCGGGCUGGGGCUUCUGAUAUGGAGGAGGAGGAGGGCCCGCUGGGGGUUGGUUCUGGACUCCAAGAGCCCCUACAACUCGGGGAGUUGGAUAUCACCUCUGAUGAAUUCAUCUUGGAUGAAGUGGAUGUUCACAUCCAGGCAAAUCUGGAGGAUGAGUUAGUGAAGGAGGCUCUCAAAACGGGUGUGGAUCUCCGACACUAUUCAAAGCAGGUGGAACUGGAGCUGCAGCAGAUUGAGCAGAAAUCAAUCCGGGACUAUAUCCAAGAGAGCGAAAACAUAGCGUCUCUGCACAAUCAGAUCACAGCCUGUGACGCCGUCCUGGAGCGCAUGGAGCAGAUGCUGGGAGCUUUUCAGAGCGACCUCAGCUCCAUCAGCUCUGAGAUCCGGACCCUGCAGGAGCAGUCAGGGGCCAUGAACAUCCGACUUCGUAACCGACAAGCAGUUCGGGGGAAGCUUGGGGAACUCGUGGAUGGGCUAGUGGUGCCCUCUGCUCUGGUCACAGCAAUCCUGGAAGCUCCUGUGACUGAGCCCAGGUUCCUGGAGCAGCUGCAGGAGCUGGAUGCCAAGGCAGCCGCUGUCAGAGAGCAGGAGGCUAGAGGCACUGCUGCCUGUGCAGAUGUCAGAGGUGUGCUUGACCGCCUCCGAGUCAAGGUGGGGAGUGGUCUGCUAAAGUCAGCUUCCCAAGCCCUUCCUGCUGUGUCCCCCUGUGCAGUGCAUUGUUGGCCCUCCAGAUCCUCUGAAAAUCUAAAGAGACUGGAGAUGCGGCUCAGUUGGUAGAGAGCUUGCUUAGCAUGCACGCAGCUCCGGGUUCAGUCCCCAGUGCCGUGUACGUUGGCAUGAUGGCACAGGUCUGUUGUCCUAGCGCUCAGAAGGUGCAAGAAGAAAUAGAGUUUGGGGCCAGCCCUAGAUACGUGAGACACUGCCUCAAAAACAAGCAGUGCUCACCUUGGCAGCGUAGAAACUAAAAUUAGAGCAAUACAGAGAAGAUUAGCAUGACCCUUGUGCAAAUAAUGGAUGACACGCAGAUUAUAAAGCCUUCCAUAUUUACAAAGUGAAACAAAACAAAAACAAAGAUA
This is a messenger RNA of Mastomys coucha (southern multimammate mouse), 1431 nucleotides long. RefSeq names its product vacuolar protein sorting-associated protein 52 homolog. The record is from RefSeq and is a predicted model, not a curated record. Lineage: Eukaryota; Metazoa; Chordata; Mammalia; Rodentia; Muridae. The transcript has 7 exons. Gene Ontology annotation, biological process: retrograde transport, endosome to Golgi; lysosomal transport; Golgi to vacuole transport. Bases 308 to 1132 code for a protein of 274 amino acids. Gene Ontology annotation, molecular function: syntaxin binding. Gene Ontology annotation, cellular component: GARP complex.